Molecule: messenger RNA, 2723 nt
Organism: Vitis riparia (riverbank grape)
Lineage: Eukaryota; Viridiplantae; Streptophyta; Magnoliopsida; Vitales; Vitaceae
Exons: 3
Coding region: 126-2642 (838 amino acids)
Molecular function (GO): protein binding
Source: RefSeq, a predicted model, not a curated record
UCAAGAUCCACCAAGAAAAAUCAGAGUAUAAAUGGAAGAAAAUCUCUGAAUUCUUCAUCAUCAACUCUUCCUUUUCCUUCUUCUUGUUCCCCUAUUGUGCAAUGCAGUAGCCUCAGAAUCAAGAAAUGGCGAAGAAGAAGCCAACCCCAUUUCCCUCGCCGUCUACCGACUCCGGCGAGAACGUAGCAGAGGCAGAGGCCUCAGUCACCGGGGAAUGCGAGCGAGCGCUCCUUGUGCUUCGCAAAGGAAACCACGCCAAAGCGCUGAGGCUCAUAAAGGACCUCUGCGUUCGCCACCCAAGCUCCGCUGUUGCCCACAUUGUUCAAGGCGAUAUUCUCUGCCAGUUUGCUACUGUAAUCGACGACCUCAGACUCAAGCACCGCCACCUCAAGAGCGCGGCGGAGUCAAUGCAGCGAGCGACGCUGCUGUCCCCUGAUUCGAUUGAGUUUGGGUAUAUGUACGCGAGUGUGUUGUUCGAUUUGUGCGAGGAUGGUAAAGCAUAUGAAGAAGUAGUGCAAGAAUGUAAAAGGGCAUUAUCCAUUAAACCCAAAAAGGAGAGUCCAGUAAAGGACAGUUAUUUGGGAGUGUCUAUACCAGUGAAGAACCUUAUGGAAACACGAGAAGCUCUGUUCUCCCUAAUGAAAAUAUGUUCUCUUUCGGAUUCCGUGAAGAAUCUUGAGAAAGCGGAUGAAGAGGAGAAGCUUGAGUCGAUUCAUCUUGAGGGGAGUCCGGUAUUAAUUAAGUCGGUUACCAAGGGACCCAUUGAGACUAAGGAGGAAACGGAGACGCAAGAUGAGAAGAGGAUGGAGAUUGAGACCCGGGUAGCAGAAGAAAGGCUUCUGCCCCAGAGGUUGAAGACACCUGAAUCCCAUAAUCAGACAGAUGGAGCGUGUGAUUUGUUUCUGGGACCUCAUAAACCAGGACAAAGAAAGGAGUAUCUGAACGAAAAGGAGAUUAAGCCACAUGUGGAUCAGAUGGAGCAGAUUAAAACUUAUUGGAAUUCCAUAGAUGAUGACAAGAAGAGGGGGUUGCUUAAAGUGAGAAUUUGUGAUCUAAAAGCCCAUUUUGAAUCGUCCAAGGAUGAUACGGUGAUGGAGAUUUUAUCCGAAGCCAUUGGUUUUGCGGAGGAGAACAAAUCUUGGUCGUUCUUGGCUUGUUGCCAUUGUGAUGAGAAAUUUGGGGAUAUUGAACCAUACAGAAAGCACAUUAAUCAGAAGCACAUGGGAAGUCUUUCGCCUGAGUUGUGUUCAGUUAUGCCCCAAGAAGUUGAUAGGCAUUGGGCUGAUAUGAUUGUGAAGGGUAGAUGGAAGCCAGUUGAUAUCCCUGCUGCAUUAAAAACCCUUGAUAGUCAUAGCAGUGCAGAAGGUGGAAUACAUAAGUGGCCGUUGUCGGAUGAUUCUGAGCGCGAAAAGAUCCUUGAGGAAAUCCAUGUCAUGUUCAAAACCCUCCUGAGGCGUAAAUACCUUGCUGCAAGUCAUCUUAGCCUGAUAAUGGAGUACACCGUGAUUGAGAUGCAGGCUAAUUUUUUGGCAUCACAGCUUUUAACUCAUGGUCUGGACAAAACACCUCUGUGCAUCUGCUUUUUGGGAGUUCCUCAUCUUCAACAGAUUCUUGACUAUUUGCGGGUGGUGGCUCAAGCGUGUGGUAUAAAUGAUUCUGAGAAGAUUGGCUCCAUACAAGAGAUGGCCAGUGGCAGAGACAAGUUCCAAAUCAAAGAAAGAAUUGUUUUAUCUGGUGACUCAUUGAUUCUUCUUUUGGAUAAACGCUUCCUGGGAGAAGCUGCCAAUGCAGCUAAUGGCUGGGCAGUAACUUUUGGUAUCAAAGAUCAAGGAGAUUAUGCUCUGCCAGAGACUGAUUCUUUAGUGUCUUGGUUAUUUAGAGGUCCUUCAAUGGAAGAAUUGGAAGAAGUGUGGGCACGUCUAAGAGAAUUUAGAAAACAUAAAGGAGAGGAAAUUUUCCAUAUCCUUGGGAAAGAAUUUUCCCUCUUGGAGAGCUUAUGUAGGAGAAAAUGUGAGCAAUUGGGUUAUGCAAAAGCACUUGAGUCAGUUGAGAGUAUCUGUUUGAAGGAAUUUAAGGACAGGAAGCAACCGGGGUUUGUUCCACGAAGUUAUGAGUCCCUUCUGGAGAGGCGUCGAGAAGAGCUUGAGAAGGAUGAUGAUGCUAUGUCUAUCAGUGUUAGGUUUGAGUUAGAUGUGAUAUCAAAUAUUCUUAAAGAAGCACAAGGUCUGAGAGCUGAUCAACUCGAACGAGAUCAAAAUGAUUUGGAAAGCGAUGAAGAUGAUGGAAGCGAAGAGCGGGAAUACGUGCUUAUAGCACUAUCACAAAAAAUGGAGAGACAUCGAGCUUCUCCUGAGCUUUGCAAACUUGAUGCACGGAUCAUGCAAUGUAUUGAUGGCAGGAAGCAGCUGGAGUUUGAACUUGCAGUAGCAUCUUCUGAUGACUAUAGGCUAGUUAUGGUGAUCCUUCUGAAGUUAUUCAUUCGGGCACACUUGCUGGAACUGGCUGAAAAAUAUGCCAAAGAGAAGUAUGAUGCCGCAACAGAAACAAUGUUAGCACAGCUUGCAAUUGAUGCCAACAAACUACUAACAAAAGAGAUGAUUAUGGGAAACAGACACAGGGAAAAUCAAAGCAUAAGAAAAUGAACAAAUAUUACAGAAAAGCUAAGCAUUUGAAGGUUUUAAUAAGCAUUGGAUCCUAUUCUUUUCCCUUUGCUGUACGGCUAU